AGUGGAGCCAGGAGCAUAGCGCCGCCAUGGGCUUGGGGGCCAGCAUGCUGAGAGCCCUCCUCCUCCUCCUGGAUGUUGGAGGAGCUCCAGUGUUAGCAACAAGCAAGUCUGCUGGGGCUGAAAUUGAUAUCAAGUACGCCCUCAUUGGGACGGCUGUGGGCGUCGCCAUAUUGGCUGUCUUCCUGGUCCUGAAGAUCUGCAUGAUCAAGAAACAUUUGUUUGAUAUCGACUUCUCCGACUUGAGAAGCCCAAACCCAGGCUUCAACGACACUGCCACACUAAAGAAGAGAGUCCCAAGGUCAAACCUCAAUUUCUCUGAAAGAGAUGAACGAGUGAUUGAGAUCUAAAUGAGUGGCCUCCUUGGGAAAGGUGGGGCAGUCUGGACAGUUUCAAUCUCAGGGAUGUCAUGAAUUUGAGCUUCCAAAGCUGGUGAUGGACCUUCAUGUGGACGUCAAUGCCCAGGCCAAGUAACAGAUGGAAUAGGGUCUACAGCGUUUCUGUCCUGAAGGAAAAUAUCAAUUCUCUUCCAUGAGAAGUGGACUCAGAAGAGGGAAGCAUGAGUACUUUACCCAGCAGUAAGAAAGGAUGGAAGCCAAUAAUCCACACUGUCUAUCCUGGUGCUCCUUGGUGGAGUUGUUCAUGAUUCUGUGAUAACAUUGUGUCCAUAUCAAUGAAACCUACCCAGAGCAAAUGGCUCAUGGAAACGGGGACCAAAGUCAAGACACAGCCUGCUUAAUACCACCAUUUAUCAAUAGGUAAGCAUCAUUUUUCUAGAACUGAUGGCCUCACCUUUUCAGUUGCCAUAAGAAUCCCCCAUGUGAAUAUUCAGGAUCCUUUAGACAUGAAGACUAUGGGGGUAGUCUCUGGUCUGAGGAAUGAAAGACUGACCUUCCACAGGAAAGAAUGGAGGACUGGGCCAGAGUGAGAGGAAGGGGUCUGAAUGGCCACGGAAUGGCCUACAGCUUUGCAGCUCUACACAAGAUGAAGCCAACAAAGGAUUAAAUGAAAAAGCCAAUGGUGUGCCUUGUAGGGACAGAGUGAGAGGAAGGGGUCUGAAUGGCCACAGAAUGGCCUACAGCUUUGCAGCUCUACACAAGAUGAAGCCAACAAAGGA
Molecule: messenger RNA, 1114 nt
Organism: Neogale vison (American mink)
Lineage: Eukaryota; Metazoa; Chordata; Mammalia; Carnivora; Mustelidae
Gene: TMEM273
Product: transmembrane protein 273
Exons: 6
Coding region: 27-347 (106 amino acids)
Source: RefSeq, a predicted model, not a curated record